Protopolystoma xenopodis is the source of this 1476-nucleotide messenger RNA. The record is from the annotation of a GenBank genome assembly. NCBI's taxonomy places the organism in Eukaryota, Metazoa, Platyhelminthes, Monogenea, Polystomatidea, Polystomatidae.
AUGGAUACCGCCGAUCAUUUAUGCUCCGGACUGCGAUUGUCCGCCGACCAAGCAGUUGUGCAGGCGUUAAAAUCUUUAUUCCCGACCAAAACUACUGCUGCCGCCGUUUCCCCUCCAUCUAACAACAACAGGGCUUCUGCCAUGACGGCCUCUGUCGGCAGCCUGGACCUCUUUGCCAACCAUUCACCGAUUCCAGAGCCCAUCAGUCAAACUGUUGCCGCAACGCAGGGAGGCCAUCGCGAUACAGCUUGGGCCCUGCUUCCGCCAUCCUCGAAGGCUUCCGUCCUCAGCGCCAACGUCGAAGCUGACCGAAAAGUACUCCGUUCCGCGCUGCAUAGGCGAUCCGGCAAGCCUGACGGCCGAUUCCGCCAAAAGUCACCGCCAGCCCCGUCCGACGUGUCCACUGUGGCUGGAUCCUACUUCGCUCCCGGCGCCUUCAGACGCGGACUGGCAAACCGGCCCAGCAGCCAAAGCGAGGACAAGAGGCAAGUCGCACGUCUCUCCGUCGACGACGGCCUUGCCAACGAGUGCAGAGACAAUCCUAACAACACCAAUGGCAGAUGGCCCCUCUUCAGACAGGACAUCAGCUCUUUGUCGCUGAUAAACAUUUGUCCCAUUUGCAACGCCUGCCUGCCCGGGUUGGCAGAGUUCGUGGAGCACAUGUCUUCCAGACAUCAUCAACCGACCCAAUCGAGGCCGGAAGUCAACCCUCCUCCGCGAUACCCGUUCGAGGUAGCCACGGAGAAGGCUGAAUCGCGAAUCCCGGUUGCUCGGUUUGAAAGGCGGCUGGGAAGCUUUGAUGGUACAGGACAGACGAACGGGGAGUCUGGACACCGACAGUUGCCAGGCGUGAAGCAUAGACGACUGGAGAGAGAGGAGCAUCACGGCAAAUCGAGUCAAACUGGAGCGCAACUCGACUUGAGAAGAGACGCCCGGCCACUCAAGUUGGGCUCAGAUGCUGCGAGAGACAGAGUUUGCCAUGAAUUGACCAGCAGAAAAGGGGCCGAUAGUGGCGCAGCAAAGCCUCAGAUGCGGGCAAAAAGCGAUGAAAGAGCUGGUGAAAAGGAACAAGCAGAAGGGAGGGCAGCUCAUCCGCAUGCUUCACUGGUACAGUUUAAGUCUAUCAUUUCAUGCGGCAAAAAUAUGGACGAAUUAGACGUAAAGCCAUGCAAUAGGAAGACGCAAAAAGAGGGGAAAGAAAAGAAGGAAACAGACAACUUAAAAAGGAGACUUGCUAAGGCAGGAGAGCAUGAGACGGAGGAGGACAAAGAAAGUAAUGGUCCUAUUGAGAAAAAGUAUUGUCAUUCGCGAAAGCAGCAGAGCUCAGGGAAAUCAAGAAGCAAGUUAUUCGAGUGCCUCCUCUGCAAAGAAUACAGCAAGUUUUUUAGUCGUGCUGACCUGAGGGUGAGUUAUUUGCUCCAGCUUCAUUAUUACUUUCAUACUUUUCUGCUUAAAAGGGAUUAUUUUUUAUUCUGA